Penicillium paradoxum is the source of this 4464-nucleotide messenger RNA. RefSeq names its product SNF2-related protein. The transcript has 5 exons. Bases 1 to 4464 code for a protein of 1487 amino acids. Gene Ontology annotation, cellular component: nucleus; membrane. The record is from RefSeq and is a predicted model, not a curated record. Gene Ontology annotation, biological process: reciprocal meiotic recombination; transmembrane transport; double-strand break repair via homologous recombination. Gene Ontology annotation, molecular function: ATP binding; DNA translocase activity; transmembrane transporter activity. NCBI's taxonomy places the organism in Eukaryota, Fungi, Ascomycota, Eurotiomycetes, Eurotiales, Aspergillaceae.
AUGUCCAGUACCAUGUCUGGGAGUGAGACAGGGGAUUACCCUGAGAAGGGCGCCCCUUGUGCUCCUGAGAGGGAAGUUACACCGUCGCCGGAUCAUGCCUUCGAUGGCCCAGUGGAGGGAGGGUUGGUCAAUGCCUCGGGCCAUCGUCAGGAACUCGAACGAAACUUCAGCCUCAUCAGUAUCUGCGCUGUGGCUGUAACGACUGGAAACACAUGGAUUGCCCAAGGAGGUAGUGUCGUGAUUGCUUUGAGUAACGGCGGUCUUGCCGGAGCUCUCUAUGAAUUUAUCGCUGUGUCCUUUUGUUACUGGCUAGUCGCCGCAUCGAUUGCCGAACUGGCAUCGGGCAUGCCUUCAGCUAGUGGUGUUUACCACUGGGCAACUAUCACGGCGGGAAAGAAGUACGGUCGCGUGUGUGGAUUCUUUGCCGGAUGGUGGAAUUGUCUGGCGUGGGUUCUCGGUGCCGCGUCAAUGUCCCUGAUCAUGGGCCAGCAGACCGUGGCUAUGUAUGCCCUGAUGCACCCUGACUUUGUGCCCUCGCAAUGGAACACAUUCCUCAGCUUCAUCCUUUGCACCUGGGUUACAUGCUCCAUUGUGCUCUUCAUGAAUCGCUGGCUGCCUUACAUUGGCAAUCUUGGCAUGUUCUUUAUUCUCGCCGGUGUGUUCAUCACCAUCAUCGUGUGUGCCGUGAUGCCUCAUGUGAACGGAACUGGAUAUGCGACGAACAAGCUCGUGUGGGAAACUUGGGAAAACGGCACCGGCUAUAAACAGGAAGGGUUUGUCUUUGUGGCUGGUAUGCUUAAUGGUGCCUACAGUGUGGGCACCCCUGAUUGCUCAACCCACUUGGCUGAGGAGAUCCCAAAGCCCAGCCGAAAUGUCCCCAAGGCUGUGCUUGCCCAGAUGGGUGUCGGUUUCAUCACUGGCUUCUUGUAUAUGAUUGCCAUCUUCUAUGCCAUUAAUGACCUCGAUGCGGUGCGAAACACGGGCCUUUUGCCCCUGGCUGAGAUCUACCGCCAAGCUACUGGUAGCAACAGUGGCGCUCUGGGUCUUCUAGUUGUCGCUUUCCUGCCCACCUUUAUUACUGCUUCUGGCUGCUACAUCACCGCGGGCCGUACCCUCUGGACCAUCUCUCGUGAUGGCGCCACUCCCUUCUCAGGGUGGCUCGGACGCAUCAACUCGAGGUUCCAGAACCCCUUCAACGCCACCUUGGCCUGCUGUGGUUUUAUCACCGUCUUGGCCUGUAUCUAUCUCGGCUCAAGCACCGCCUUCAAUGCCUUUGUGGGAUGUUUCGUGCAGUUGUCCAGUUUGUCGUACUUCAUGGCCAUCUUCCCUCACAUUUUGACUCGCCGUUCGUCCUUUGUGCCUGGAUUCUUCCACAUGAACAACAAGGUUGGCUAUGUCGUCAACUCUCUGUCCUGUGUCUACAUCAUCGCCUUCGCCAUCAUUUUCUGCUUCCCCUAUGCUCUGCCUACCGAUGCUGCGUCGAUGAACUAUGCCAGUUUGAUGACCGGUGGCUUCACAAUCUUCAUUACCAUUUGGUGGUUCAUCCACCAGGGUUCCUACGAAGGUCCCAAGCAUGUUCCCUUGACCGACAAGGACUUGGCCGAUGAUGCUCGGACUCCCGCUCCAUCUUCUGAGAACUUCGAUGAGCCGAUCCGCCCUACCAAAAAGCCCCGUCUCGAAGACGAACCAGUGCUCGACGAUGCACAAUCAGCAUCAGCAAUAACCAGUCGAAAGCCACUUCUACAGGUCAACAAUCGAGGAUUGGACAGUACAACACAUUUAUCACCAAGCGAGGGGGUCAAAGACGAUACAUCGGAUGAAAAAUAUUUCAAUGUUCUGUGGCGCAAACCAACCGCCAAAAAGCACAAAACAUGGGACGGAGAUGGUAUCCUCUCAUUUAGUGGAGGAUUCGUAUAUCUACGAGAUGUUGCCGGGAAGGAGAUGGGACGGAAGAUGCACGAAUCUGACCUCGAGCCAGGAACUAUGCUGUCUAUCUCCGGCAAAGAGGUCGAAAUAGACUCGGAGAUAUCUCGCAAGGAAUAUUUCUCUGGUAGAAAGUUCUUGGGGGAGUCGAAGCCAACACCUACAUCUACACCGGAGACGGUAUCCACGCCAAAGAAAGCAGCUCUUCCUGCCCGCAAAAAGGGCGAGAUACGCAAGCCCACGGCUGCUGAGCGGACGGAGUCUCUCAAGCGCUCGCUGGCUCUGGUGACCAACCCCAAUGCGAACCCCGGGAACGCGCCGGCGACAUUUACGGCUUAUAAAAAGCCGUUGCUUGUGAAUACGGUUACUCCCAAGGUUGCGGGCAAAGUCAUUCCGCGCCAUGAUCCCAAGGCGGCUGGCGCGUUGGUUAUGCCGCGGCCGAAGUCCGUGCCGAAGGGCAAGCAGAUCGUUGAUGUUGUUGUUGAUCCUAUUCUGUCCAAGAACUUGCGGCCGCAUCAGCGCGAGGGUGUCCAGUUCUUGUAUGAAUGUGUCAUGGGCAUGCGGUCGUUCAAUGGCGAAGGUGCCAUUCUUGCUGAUGAUAUGGGUUUGGGAAAGACCUUGCAGACUAUUACGCUGCUUUGGACUCUACUCAAACAGAAUCCCGUCUUCGAGGCCCCACCUGUUAUCAAGAAGGCAUUGAUUGUGUGUCCUGUCACUCUCAUCAAUAAUUGGCGGAAGGAGUUCCGCAAAUGGCUCGGCAAUGAACGUAUUGGAGUUUUCGUUUUUGAUGACAAGCGGAAGCGUCUCACUGAUUUCACCAAGGGCCGGGCUUAUAGCAUUAUGAUUGUUGGAUAUGAGAAGCUCAGAACGGUCCAGGAAGCUUUGGCCAAUAGCUCUGGGGUCGAUAUCAUUAUCGCAGAUGAAGGACACAGACUCAAGACGCUGCAGAACAAGAGUGGCCAAGCGAUUCAGUCGCUCAGUGCCACCAAGAGAGUCAUUCUCUCCGGCACGCCAAUUCAGAACGAUCUCAAAGAGUUCUUUGCAGCCGUAGACCUUGUCAACCCAGGAAUCCUAGGCAGUUUCAAGUCCUUCAUUCGGGAAUUUGAGACCCCAAUCGUUCGAAGCAGACAGCCAGAAGCAACGAGGAAAGAAAUCGAGAAAGGAGAGUCCCGAGGCGAGGAACUACGCGAACUCACUUCCAAAUUCAUGCUCCGCCGAACAGCAGAUAUCCUGGCCAAAUACCUCCCCCCAAAGACCGAAUAUGUUCUCUUCUGCAAACCAACCCGCCCUCAAGCCAACAUCUAUAAAGCCGUCCUUGCCUCCCCGAUCUUCCAAUCCGCCAUGGGCAACGCCGAAAGCGCGCUGCAGCUAAUCACAAUCCUCAAAAAGCUCAGCAACAGCCCUUCUCUCCUAACAGCCAAAAAUAACGACAACUCUCCCAACGAAACCAUGGCGUCUCUCAUCGCCUCCAUUCCCCAACCCCUGCACCGCCACCUAUCCCCAUCCUCCAGUGCAAAGAUCCGCGUCCUCGACCAACUCCUCGAUACAAUGCGCAACAAGACAGACGAAAAGAUCGUCCUCGUCUCAAACUAUACCUCAACCCUCUCCCUUCUUGCCACCCUCCUCACCUCCCUAGGCCUUCCCUACCUCCGCCUGGACGGCAGCACCCCCGCCCAAAAACGACAAGGCUUAGUCGACGACUUCAACCGCCUCCCAGCAAGCUCGUGCUUCGCCUUCCUGCUAUCCGCCAAAGCCGGCGGAACAGGCCUGAAUCUCAUCGGCGCAAGCCGUCUCAUCCUCUUCGACGUAGACUGGAAUCCAGCAACGGACAUCCAAGCCAUGGCCCGGAUCCACCGCGACGGCCAGAAACGGCCGUGUCGCAUCUACCGGGUCUUGCUGAAGGGCAGUCUUGAGGAGAAGAUCUGGCAAAGACAGGUUACCAAGCUUAGUCUUGCAGACAGUGUCAUGCAAGAUAAGAGUAACGGCGGAGCUCAAUUCUCUGCUGCGGAGCUGAGGGAUCUAUUCCGACUUGAUGAGGAGCGGGCUUGUCAGACGCAUGAACUGCUAGGAUGUCAAUGUGGAGGAAAGGGUGUUAUCCCUGAAUCUGAUAAUUCUGGUGCUGUGACGCCUGCUGUUGGAUCUGAGGGUGAAUUGUCCGAUCCCCUUGACGAAGAUUAUGAUUCGGAUGAAUCCCUGCCUCUGCCUCAGACUCUGCUUGUCAAGGCUUCUGAGGUCGAUAUGGAGAAACAGGAACAGUCUAUUCGGGAUGGUAGUCAUCGUGCUAAGAUGACUGGGAAGGGGAAGAAAGACACUGAUGGCGAGGAAGAUAACCCCAAAGAUAAGAUGCAUCAGUCUUUGGCGCAGUACUCGCAUAUCGACCCGUCUCUGAUUGCAGCUGAUCCUGACACUGGGGCUGAGGCUGUUGAUGAGGAGCUUGAGGCUGCUAUUGAUGAUGAUGUGCUUGUUUCGAUGCUGAAGGAUGAAUGUAACUUGAUUGGGUAUGUGUUCAAGAAGACGAAUGGGGCGGAAAUUGGGAGCUAG